UGUUCUAAGCCAUGAAAUAUGCAAGAGCUCAAUGAAGAAUUACGGGUUUGCCCUUUGAUAGAUAACCGGGAAUCAAUUUUAGAGAGCCUCAAACGUAGCCCGGUAGAUUGCGAUAACCAUGGAUGAUGUUGGCCUAUGUGUGUCAUUGAUUGAAUCACGUAGCGAAUACAGAGAUAAAUGAAGAUGAACCUGGCCUGCGGGUGUUCCCUAUUGUUCCUAAAUUCUAUACGCGAACCAAUCACAGGGCGAGACGUUGCAGUGAUUCAGUCGGAUGAAGCAGUGCUGUCAGAAAGCUGCGAGCUAGCUUACUGUAGAUAACGCCCGCUUAAUGCACCGAUAUUCCCUGUUGACGGAGUAAGCUUCGGUAGGAGAACUUGGGCGAGGAAAACAUUGUUCGGUACAAAAUGACCAAUAUCUUCUGGUUUCCAGUGUAGGGAAAUAACGUUGGAGAUCCAACCAGUGGCACCAUCACAGUGGAUUAUGCUACCAGUGAGUAGGAGGUUGUGUUUCUGCUGAUAACAAGUGCACAUCCACCAAAUAAUACAUUUCAAGACUGUACCGGACCUGCCAAAAAUGGCUGACAAGCUGAGCGAACAACAAAUUAUAGAAUUUCGAGAAGCCUUCAGCGUGUACGACAAGGACGGCGAUGGUAUCAUUGCCAUUAAGGAGCUGUUCAAAGUCAUGUGGUCUCUGGGACAAAACCCAACCGAAAGUGAGAUGGAGAAGAUUCUACAAGAUGUAGACCCUGACGGGGAAGGGACUAUCGAUUUUCCUGACUUUCUGACAGUUAUGGCGAAACGGCAAAAAGACACAGAACAGGAGGAGGAGCUGCGAGCUGCCUUCAGGGCGUUCGAUAUGGACCAUAACGGCAUCAUUGAUACAAAGGAGCUGAGGAAAGUCAUGACAGAUCUUUGUGAUGACAUCACCAACGAAGACAUAGACGAGAUGUUUUAUCACUUUGACAAAGAUGGUGACGGUAUGAUUUCAUACGAAGAGUUCAUUAGCGUUGUCAUGGCAGCUGAGAAGGAAAAAGAUGGACAGCCUUAGUAAGCUUCCUGGCUUACCGUAUCGCGAGAAGCAAUCAUCAUCAUCGACGGCAACAGUCUUGAAAUUUCCUUGACUUUCUUUGAAAGAAAGACUUUUUUCAGUCGUUGCAUGCUUCUACGUACAAUUCUCAGCGUAACGUCUCGGCGUAAGGUACUAGGUAACCUUGAAGACAAGAGAUAUACAAACAUUGCAAUAAAACCAUGUCGAUUGUAGAUAUAACAAUGUGUAGAAACGGCAAUGACUACAAUUUGUACAAAGACCGUUGUUCAUUAAAUGUAUUACAAUUAGGGUUUUAUGAAAAAAUUAGAAUGGCUGUAGAUACGACAGGUUCAUAAGGAUCACCAGCUGUGUAUCAUGCACUUAUCAAAAAGUUUAAUAUGUGGCAUUAUAUAUUAAUAUACUGAAAGACUGUGCGCUUAUCAACCUGGCAUUUUGGUAAUGGAUGAAAUAUACAAAAAAAGUAGAUAAUGACGGUCCCUUUUCAUAUCUCAGUUAAAUUAGGGGCCUUAACGUUUACUCACGUUGAUUGCUGUUUAAAACCAAGACCUAAAAUAAAAUAUACCAUUUCAAUCCAU
Branchiostoma floridae (Florida lancelet) is the source of this 1622-nucleotide messenger RNA. Its product is annotated as calmodulin-alpha-like. Lineage: Eukaryota; Metazoa; Chordata; Leptocardii; Amphioxiformes; Branchiostomatidae. Gene Ontology annotation, cellular component: myosin II complex. Gene Ontology annotation, molecular function: calcium ion binding. The record is from RefSeq and is a predicted model, not a curated record. The transcript has 7 exons. The coding region runs from base 574 to 1047 and encodes 157 amino acids.